Lycium barbarum (goji berry) is the source of this 873-nucleotide messenger RNA. RefSeq lists its product as uncharacterized. The transcript has 3 exons. NCBI's taxonomy places the organism in Eukaryota, Viridiplantae, Streptophyta, Magnoliopsida, Solanales, Solanaceae. The record is from RefSeq and is a predicted model, not a curated record. The coding region runs from base 1 to 873 and encodes 290 amino acids.
AUGUUAAAGAAGUUCGGUGAGACAUUGACUGAGGGAGCCAUGCAAUGGUAUUCUAUGCUACCCCAGCAAUCUAUCCCUUCCUUCGAGCUGCACUAUAUCCCUUCCUUCGAGCUGCUCGUAGAUGCUUUCGUGAAGGCUCACGCUGGGGCCCGGAAGGUGCAAGCAAGAAAGACCGACAUAUUCAAGAUCUUCCAAAGGGAUGAUGAGCAGCUCAGAGAGUUCGUGACAAAGUUCCAUAAGGAAAGGAUGCUGCUACCUCCGGUUCCUGAAGAAUGGGUAGCCCAAGCUUUCACGAAGGGACUUAAUCCCCAAAGUUCUAACGCUUCCCUCAAAAUGAAAGAAAAUCUAUUGAAGUUUAGAGCAGUUACAUUGGUAGAUGUCCAUAGUAGGUACGAAUCAAAAAUACGAGUGGAGGAUGAUCAGCUCGGGCUCCCACCAGGUCCGUUGAACCGAAUGAAAAAUACUGACAGAUCAAAAAGGCCCAAGAAGUCCAGCUUCAGGUCAGAUAAGGGAAAAAGUGGUCCUAGCUGCAAUACAAUGAGAAGUGACAGACAAAGUGAUCGCAACUUGGGGAGCAGGGCUGCUAUCGGUCACAUCAAAGAUGCGAGAUGGCCAAGGCCGCUGCGAACUGACCCUUCACAACGAGAUCCAAAUCUGAUAUACGACUACCAUGGUACACAUGGACACCGGACCGACGACUGUAAAGGGUUAAGGGAUGAAGUGGCACGGUUGCUAAAAAAUGGUCAUCUCCGGGAGUUUCUGAGUGAACGAGCAAAGAAUAAUUUCAAGAACAGGGAAACCAACGAGAAAAUCGAACCAGACGAACCCCGACAUAUGAUCAACAUGAUCAAGAAAUACCCUGAGGUUCGAUGA